Musa acuminata subsp. malaccensis (wild Malaysian banana) is the source of this 916-nucleotide messenger RNA. Its product is annotated as myb-related protein 308. Lineage: Eukaryota; Viridiplantae; Streptophyta; Magnoliopsida; Zingiberales; Musaceae. The record is from RefSeq and is a predicted model, not a curated record.
UACACACACACAUAGAAUACCCUCUUCUUUCACUUGUUAAUCCAUGCCCACCUCCACCACAAGUGCUUCUUCCCUCUACCACUCAUCAUGGGCAGGUCUCCUUGUUGUGAGAAGGCACACACCAACAGAGGAGCUUGGACCAAGGAAGAAGACCAAUUGCUGAUCGCCUACAUCAAAGCCCAUGGCGAAGGCUGCUGGAGAUCUCUCCCCAGAGCUGCAGGCCUUCUGCGGUGCGGCAAGAGUUGCCGGCUUCGGUGGAUCAAUUACCUCCGUCCCGACCUCAAGCGAGGCAACUUCACGGAGGAGGAGGAUGAGCUCAUCAUCAAGCUCCAUGGCUUGCUCGGAAACAAAUGGUCUGUCAUCGCCGGGCAGUUGCCGGGAAGGACCGACAACGAGAUCAAGAACUACUGGAACACCCACAUCAAGCGCAAGCUCGUCGGCCGCGGCAUCGACCCGCAGACUCACCUCCCGGUGCACGGCGGUGCCGCCACGCCAGGGAAAGCCUUGAAGCCGCCAUCGAGUGCUACCUCGCCGGCGGAGAAGGAGAGGUGCCCCGACCUCAACCUCGACCUCUCGAUGAGCCUUUCUUUCUCUUCUCCGACGCCGUCGGAGGUGUUUGCAGCGGCUGAUCCAGCGGCAGAUGCUACAAGCAGUCCUACAUCAGCAGUCCCACCUCGUCAUGCUCGUGCCAUCUGUUUGUGUUACCACCUGGGUCUCCAAAGCAGCGAAACUUGCAGCUGUCAAGAAAACCCUAGCCAUCAUGUUCUUAGAUACUACAGACCCUUGGAAGAAGGGCAACACACACAUUAACUGUAAUGGAUUCCACCACUGGAUUAAGAUGAUGCAGAAUGUAAGACUACUGUUAUAGUCAGCUUCACUCAUCCAUGUUUAACACGAUGAUAAGUGUUGACACUAC